AUGGCACUUCUCUGCACCAUAUGGGAGCGAAUGAUCAGAACGGUUCGAAAGAAUAUGCGUGCUCUUGUCGGUGAUCGACUGGUUGACGACGAAACUCUCCUAACUGUGAUGUGUGAAGUCGAGAAAAUGAUCAACGAUCGCCCUCUUACACGACAAUGUGACGACCCUCGUGAUUUGGCAGCUCUGACACCCAACACCUUACUCCUAAGUUAUCGAAAUCGAAGUAGUUCGGCAAACACCUCAGCGUCGACUCAUAACCUUCGAGAGAAAUGGAAGUUAGCGCACAAAUUAGCUGACGAAUUCUGGGCAAGAUGGUUGAAAGAGUACCUGCCAAGCUUACAGGAGAGGCAGAAAUGGCUGUUUCCCAAAGGAGAUGUUGUCUUGAUGGUGAAGGAGGAUUGUCCACGAGGUGAAUGGCCUCUAGCAGUAGUUGAAGAAUCGUAUCCAGAUAAGAAUGGACAUGUUAGACAAGUGUUGAUUCGUGCAGCCAAUCAGACUCAAUAUCGACGUGAUGUUAGGAAAUUGUGUCUCCUGGAGAAAUCCGACUCGGAGUAA
Messenger RNA from Paramuricea clavata, 555 nucleotides. The record is from the annotation of a GenBank genome assembly. Lineage: Eukaryota; Metazoa; Cnidaria; Anthozoa; Malacalcyonacea; Plexauridae.